Molecule: messenger RNA, 2813 nt
Organism: Mirounga angustirostris (Northern elephant seal)
Lineage: Eukaryota; Metazoa; Chordata; Mammalia; Carnivora; Phocidae
Gene: CCDC73
Product: coiled-coil domain containing 73
Exons: 12
Coding region: 15-2813 (932 amino acids)
Source: RefSeq, a predicted model, not a curated record
AGAAAGUAAGUGAAAUGGAACAAAAAGUCCAGUUACAUCUUCUGGCUAAAGAAGAUCAUCAGAAGCAACUGAAUGAAAUUGAGAAAUAUUAUGGCACGAUAACAGGUCAAUUUGGACUGGUAAAAGAGAAUCAUGAAAAGUUAGAACAAAAUGUACAGGAAGCAAUACAGCUAAACAAAAGACUUUCAGCUUUAAAUAAAAAACAAGAAUCUGAAAUAUGCAGUUUAAAGAAGGAACUAAAACAAGUUACGUCAGACUUGAUAAAGUCCAAGGUCACAUGUCAACAUAAGAUGGGAGAAGAAAACAUCCAUUUAACAAUUAAAGAACAAAAAUUUCAAGAACUUCAAGAAAGACUCAACAUGGAGUUGGAAUUAAAUAAGAAGAUUAAUGAAGAGAUCACACAUAUUCAAGGAGAAAAAAAGGAUAUCAUCAUUUCUUUCCAGCAUAUGCAACAGUUACUUCAGCAUCAAACUCAAGUUAGUACUGAACUGGAAGCAAAGUUGAAGGUGUUAAAAGAAAAUAAUCAGACCCUUGAAAGAGAUAAUGAGCUGCAAAGGGAGAAGGUAAAAGAAAAUGAAGAAAAGUUCCUUAAUCUUCAAAAUGAGCAUGAGAAAGCACUGGGAACUUGGAAAAAGCAUGUUGACGAACUUAAUGGAGAAAUUAAUGAAAUUAAAAAUGAGUUAUCAUCACUUAAAGAAACUCAUAUUAAGUUACAAGAACAUUACAAUGAAUUAUGUCAUCAGAAGAAGUUUGAGGAAGACAAGAAGUUCCAGAAUAUUCCAGAAGUAAAUACUAAAAACAGUGAAAUGUCAAUGGAAAAAUCAGAAAACAUCAUCAUACAGAAAUACAAUUCUGGGCAAGGAAUAAAGAAAGAUACUUUGAGUUUUUGUUCAGAUACUAACUACAGAGAAAAGGAGAAGAAAGAAGGUCCAUUUAUAGAAGUCAUUAUAGAAGAUUUACAGCUUUUUGAAAAAAGCUCAAAGAAUGAAACUGAUCCUGCUAUAUCUCAGGAUAAAAAUCAGAGUGAAAUCUCCCUAAGCAAAACCCUUGGCACAGAAAAAGAACUAAUUAGUCAAGGACAAACCUUGAAUGUUACUGACUUUAGAAAAGCAGUUACUUCAGAAAUAAAAGACAAGGUGGGUUCGGGAAAAGACAAUGGAUGUACAGAAUUUAAGUCACCAAACAAUUCUUUUUUAGUGGUAGAUAGAUCAAUAGAAACAGAAAAGAUACGCCUAGAAAGAACUGAAGGAUUCGAUCUUCACCAUGCAGAUGUCCAUCUGGAGGUUGAAAAUAACAGAUCAUCUAACAGUAUAUUAAGUGAGAUGAUGGCUCACCAUACAAAUCAAAAGAAAGAUGUUUCUGAAGAUGAACCAUUCAUACAAUUCAGAUUGCUUCCAGGGAUUCAAGAAAAUGCCACAGAGAAGGAACUUACAAAUAGUGACCAAACCAAAGCAGAUCUGGAUUCAUCUCUCAACGUAAAAAAGAAUGCUGUUCAGUGUCAGAAAUACAGUUUACAGGAGUCAAGUAAUGUUAUGUUAGAUGAUAAACAAUGUAAAAUAAACCAGAUGCAACUGUUAAAUAAAAAAAGUGAGUGCAGUGUAUUGCCAUUUAAACAAACUUCAGUUUUUCAGCAGAUCUGUAGUAAUACUUCAGAGAAACCUGAACUAACUAUUCCCUCUGAUACAGCAACUAACCACCCUAUUUCAUCGGCUGCUUUCAGUGAGAAUUUGAAAGUACUUAAGAAUUCAGAUAAAAAUGUUAAUAUUAUGCCUAUGUUGGUGAAACCCAACUCCAGCCCUAGUGAAAGAACUAUAUGGAAAAAUCUGAAUGAGAUGCACACUAGUCAACUGAAGAACUGUUUGGGAUAUUUAGGAAACAGUGCAACCACUUCCCAUCUUCAAGUUAAAAAUGAGAAUAUACAUACAUCACAAGCAAAAGACAUGAAAACUGCUGUUCCUACGCAAACUUCCACAGAAAUACAGUUUUCUAAUAAAGAGAGUCAGAUUGAUGAGAAUCAGGUAACUGACGCCACAAAAAAUGACCUCUUCCUUUUUGUGAAUGUCAAUGAAAGACAGCAUUCAUUGUUAGAUAAUACAGAGAAAACAGAGUCAUUAAAUGACAUCGUUUCAGGAAAAAUUUACAGUGAAGGACAGCUGGAAGAAUCAUGUUCAUUUCACAUAAAGCCAUCUGGAGAUUUAGUAAACAGAAGUGGAAGGUCAGCCUUUGAUCUUUCAACUUCAGAUAAAAAAACUGAGAAAAUUCCAGUAUAUGUGAAUUUCUUAGACCCUAGUCCUUGGUCAAAAGUAAAUCAAACUAAAAGUCAAACACUGAGCACUUCAACUUCUAGCAUUCCUUUGUUGAAGGAGAGACCAGUAGGCCCAUCAGAAAACAAAAAUAUGGUUUCAAUGACACUUUGUAAAAACGAUGAUGAUGAUAUCAAGAAGGAUAUUGGACCAGAUACUACCAGCAUUAACAGAGUUGCUGACACUUUGAAUAACUCGAGUAUCCAUCCAGAUCCCAAGGGAGAGCCCAGUGAAGAGAGGAAUGCAACUGCAAAGACUUUUUACGAUUCUUCUUUUCCCACAGAACACGUGAAAAUAAAGCCUCUGAAAUCAGUUCUGCUCCAAAGCCAUUUUCAGGCAACCAAGAUUAAAGAUCCUGCCGAUGUGGCUGCACCUUCUACUGUUGAAGAUGACUGGCAGAGCCUAGUAACAAAUCAAAUUAACGAAAUCGAAAACUUCCUAAGCUUAGAAAAUGACAACCAACCUAAGAAAAGAAAAGCAGAAGAGAUGUUGGAAAAAAUGACAGAUUAA